AUGGCGUUGAAUCAGAGUGACGCCGGGGUUCCAGCAGCCAGCGUCAACGACGCUGAACUGGACGCUCGGUUGACUGGCAUGGAACAGCGGUUAGGCGAAGCGAUGGAAGGCAGGAUGCAAGCCAUGAUGAGCCAGGUGAUGAGCCAGCUUCCAUCGUUGAUGAGGGGAGCGUUGGAUGUUGGAGGUGUUCAGCAGGAGGAGGAGUCCGGCGGUGACGUAGGGGCAUCGACAGGGGCCAGCGGUGACGCUGCCGCCCCGAACAGCAGCCAGGGGUCCGCCGCGACGGGCACAGUGGGUGUAGGCGGCUACGGCAGAGGAUAUGGCUCCCAAGGUGAGACAGCCGCAACCGGCGGUGGCGUUGGUGGUGUUUUCGUCAGCGGUGAUGUCGCUGGUGAGGGUCUUUUCACGGGAGGCGGCGGAAUUUCGAAACUCGCCGCGUCUCACGUAAACCCACCACAGCUCAAGAAAGGGGCCGAGCAGUACCCGGGGCGGAGGCAGGAUAUGAUCGUGCAGGCAGGCAUUCUCGACAUAGGAGAUGUGUUCUCCGGCGGCGGGGUGCUGCCGGACAUCAACAAGCCACAGACCGCCCUUCUCGAGCAGGGGUUUUCGUAUGCAGCAAUCCGCAAGACGUAUCUGGCGUGGAAAUUCCUCUCUGCCGCGUUGACUACUGAGACGGACAAAGCCAUCCUCCGUCGUUGCACGAACCCAAGGGAAGCCCUGCGGCAACUAGAUGCGGCAUACCUGCCGGAGACACAGGGUGCACAGCAGCAGCUUUUCAGAGAGUUCCAGCAGUACCAGACUCCUCGGAAGGAGAACCCCGUCGCCAGUUUGAACAAGCUCAUGGGUAUGGCCAACAUGAUGCGGCAAGGGGGCGGAGCCACGGUAAACGACCAGUUCGUGUUCGCCCGACUUAUCGAUUCGCUGCCCAACCCCGAAUACGAAAUCACCAAGCAAACGUUGUCGGUGGUCCAACCGCUGACGAGGGAUAUCCUUGUACAACAGCUCUCAACCCGAUUUAACCUUCUCACCGAGGAAUGGAGGAAGGAAGGAGAAAAAGGAUCCGGGGGGGAGCAGGCGUACAUUGCGGGUGACGGCACCGGGAAGGGGCGGCAGGCUGGCGGCGGCCGCGGCAGUAAGAGCAACGGCCGUGGCAGCAAGAAGAAGGCGGGGACGGACGACCGGGUCGACCACCGGAGGUGUUUCCGGUGCAACCACCGCGGGCAUAGGAUACCCGACUGCACCACGAAGAAGCUGGAGCAGUGCGACACGUGUUCGGGCUUUGGACACAACAGAGAGAAGUGUGCGACACCCACGGAGGAAGCGUGCAUGGCGGUAGUGGAGCAUCCCAACUUCGCGGUGGUGAGUUUCGAAGAGCAGUACGACCGCGCGGAGGAACUGUGCAAGAUGGAUCCUGGUUGGGAGAAGCUGACCGAAGACGAGAAGGAAGCAAAGGUGCAGGAAGUGAUAACUGAAAGUUUCUAGGGUGGACAGGUGGUGUUGCUAAUACGGUACGGCAGGUUGGCCGUAGGCCCUCAGCGCCGCUGAUUUGCGGUGGGGGGGCCGGACGAAGUCGCGCGGAGGUGGCGCGCAAGCACAGCAUGGACAGAGGGGCCAUGAAAGUAGCACAAUUGACGGUGCGCUCUCCAUCUGCGGGAUAGGAGGCGGUGGAAAGCAGGGACGGUAGAGUGACCGUUGGGCAGAAUAGCCGGAGACACCCUACCAUGGAUUGACCGCGCGACGGCGUGUGGGGGGUGGGCGCCGCACUCGCUUGACGCGGGCGGUGUUUUCUCUAAGUUGAUCACAGGCACGGCAGAGUGGCCGUGCACGCCCUACCACGGUUGACACGCGCGACGGCGCGUCGGGGGGUGGGUGCCGCAUCACGCGUGAAGCGGGCGGCAUUUUUCAACCACAGCACGGACGGAGGGGCCGUGGCUGUCCUGCCUUGCCGUUUGGAGCCGGGGGGGUAGCACUUGAAGUCGCGCGGAGAUGGCGCGCAACCCAGCACGGACGGACGGGCCGUGGUUGUUCUGCCUCAUCGUUGGAGCGGGGGGGGGCAGCAUGUUUUGUCGCGCGGAGGUGGCGCGCAACCAUCAGCCGGAGGUGGGCAUUUGGGGUGGGGCACAGCGAUAUGGCGGUGUCAUCAAAGUCGCGUGGAGAGUCGCCGCGCGCAUUUCAUAAGCCGGGAAGGGACGAUGGAGAUCGGGAUCGGCAGGAUCGACUUGUGGAUGAUCGAGGGCGCGCUUCAUCUUCACGAUUGGAACUGGUGGAGUGGACGGGCAAGCUUGAUAAUUUUUUCUUGUGUUUUUUCUUUUUUCGACGCCAGUUUACGGGUGUCGGUGAAAUCCGAAUUUUUCAAGCGUUCUUGAUCUUGUUUCGUUUUUUUUGUCGUUUCCUUUGACGGUAAUUUUGUUGGUUCCC
Ectocarpus sp. CCAP 1310/34 is the source of this 2418-nucleotide messenger RNA. The record is from the annotation of a GenBank genome assembly. NCBI's taxonomy places the organism in Eukaryota, Phaeophyceae, Ectocarpales, Ectocarpaceae.